AGAAUCAAGUCAACAAUGUCGAACAUUUCUGAGACUGCCAUAAAAAACAACAAUAAUCAGGAACUAGGUGGUGCCACAAAGAGAAACGAAAAUGAUGCCACUACGUUUACAAUGCCAAUAGGAAUCCAAGAGAAAUUGGAGAUUUUAAAGAAGCAAGAUGUCCAACUCCAAGAAGCUCUUGACAUGGAGCUGAAGUUUCUGGACACCAACGAGAAAUUAUUUGUCAAGACUUUACAUGAUGCUCAAAAGUUCCACCAAGAGCCCACUACUUCGUUUGCAGACGAAUUGGAGGAGAGUGUAUUGUGCGAGUCAGAAUCAGAAUCCGAUGCUUUGGAUGAAUCAGAGUCAGAAGACUCUGUAGUCAACGAAUACGUGAAAGAGAGUGACGAUGAAGAGGAUGACGAGGACAAGGAAGAAUAUGAAGAUGAAGAAGGCAAAUCAAUAAUUGAAAAAGAAGCCCUCACAAUCAGCCCCAACUCAUGUAAUUCAAAGCACACCAGAAACGUCACCAAAACGAGUCAAAGUUUUAACGUUUUGGUAUGUAUUCUGGUCUUGGGACUGUACAUUGGAUCGUGGCUGCUUUUUGGACUUCCAAAACAAGAAUCCCGGGAACUCUAAUUUCGUUUAAUUGUUUUUUUGUUGAUUUGUCACCUGAAGUUGUGUUUUCAAAUGAUUACAAAAAUUUUUUGCACCAGUCACUUUUAAAGUUUUUAUUGAAA
Caenorhabditis elegans is the source of this 719-nucleotide messenger RNA. RefSeq lists its product as uncharacterized. Lineage: Eukaryota; Metazoa; Nematoda; Chromadorea; Rhabditida; Rhabditidae. The record is from RefSeq and is marked reviewed. Bases 16 to 618 code for a protein of 200 amino acids. The transcript is spliced from 2 exons.